CGGGGGCGGAGCUCUCUAAGCUCUGGGUUUAAGGCUAGGAGGGAGGGAGACAGAGAGUCACUCAAGACGAGGAUGGAGUCUGCAGUCCGUAAAAUGGGGUCCUCUUGAUCUGGUCGCCUUGGCUUUGUCUGACCGACAAAAGCCCAACCGUCGGAGGCCUCCCUUGCCGUAAGAAGGAAAUCGGCAGAAGCACCAAGAGGUCCUUCAGUCUGUUUGGAGGCUGCCUUAGAGCCGAGACUGGAGAUGCGAAGGCAAAACUCAGCUGACCACGAAGGAGGAAAAGGCCUCAAAGUCAUCCAGGCCGGGAGCAGUGGGGGAUUCUGGGACAGAGCCAUGCUGCAGAUGCCGAGUCAGGAGGACUCCCUCAGCUCAGAUGCGCAGCGCCAGUGUUUCAGGCGGCUCCCCUACCAGGAAGAAGCCAAGGGCCCCCGAGAGGUUUGCAGCCGACUCCACCUUCUUUGCCGUGAGUGGCUGAAGCCAGAGCGGCACACAAAGGCUCAGAUCCUGGACCUGGUGAUCCUGGAGCAGUUCUUGGCUGUCCUCCCACUGGAGAUGGCGAGCUGGGUGAGGGAAUGUGGAGCGGAAACCAGUUCGCAGGCGGUGGCCCUGGCCGAAGGUUUCCUCCUGAGCCAGCCAGAGGAGAAGAAGCGGGAAGAGCAAAAGGUGCGGGAGCAGUCAGAAGCAGCUGGUAGUUUCCAGAAGGCAGGGAACCCAUCCUCAGACCCUGGACAGAACAUGUCGUUCAGAGAGAUUGGCCAGGAGGAUGGAGGUGGCGCCUCCUUGGGUGACAAAGUGAAGCCAGCAACAGGCAUUGGGUCAAUUCUUCUUGGUGGUAGAAUGGAUGCAGCGUCAGUGCAGCUUGAUGAGGGUCCGGCAUCCUUUGAGGAUGUGGCUGUGUAUUUCACGGAAAAGGAGUGGGCUCUGCUGGAUCCUGACCAGAGAGCUCUGCACCAGGAAGUCAUGGCUGAGAAUUCUGCAAAUGUAGCCUCUCUGGCUAAUGUGAAGGAAACCAAGAAAGUGGAGAGACUCUGCAGAGUGCUAUUGGAAAGACUUGAAUAUAAUCCAAGACAACAGCAAAAAAGAAAAAUGGGAAGAACUCGAAAGACGAAUGAAUCCUCUGCUUCUUGGGCUGGUGACGUCCAAGGGAAAAUUGACAAACAAAACGAAAGGUGUAAAUGCUCAGUGUGUGGGAAGUGCUACAGUAGAAAAUCAGGCUUAAAACGUCAUUUGAGAAUCCACACUGGGGAAAAGCCAUUUAAAUGCCUGGAGUGUGGAACAAGGUUUGCUCAGAAAGUGAGCCUUCUUUCACAUCAGAGCAUUCAUACAGGGGAGAAACCAUACAAAUGCUCCGUCUGUGACAAGGGCUUCCUCGCUAAAGGAAGUAUUCAAAAACACAUGAGCAUCCACACAGGUGAGAAACCAUAUAGAUGCCUGGAGUGUGGAAAGAGAUUCAACGUGAAGGGAAGCCUGACUUCUCAUCAAAGAAUACACACAGGAGAGAAACCAUAUAAAUGCUUGGAGUGUGGAAGGCGCUUUGCUCACAGUAACAGCCUUGUUUCACAUCAAAGAAUUCACGCUGGGGAGAAACCAUAUGAAUGCUCAGAGUGUACCAAGAGCUUCAGUUGUAACUCAGGCCUUAAACAACAUAUUAAGAUUCACACUGGAGAAAAAUCAUAUAAAUGUUUAGAGUGUAAAGAGAGCUUCAGACAGAGGAUACACCUCACUUCACAUCAAAGAAUUCACACAGGAGAUAAACCAUUUGGAUGCUCUGAAUGUGGAAAGAGCUUCUCUCAGAGCUCACAUCUUUCCUCGCAUCAAAAAAUCCACACGGGAGAGAAACCAUAUAAAUGCUUUGAGUGUGGAUUAAGUUUUACUCAGAGUACAAGCCUUUCUUCACAUCGAAGAAUUCACUCAGGAGAGAAACCAUUUAAAUGCCUGGAGUGUGGAAAGAGUUUCAAUGUUAGCUCAGGCCUUACUACUCAUCUAAGAAAGCACACAGGAGAGAAACCAUAUAAAUGCCUGGAGUGUGGAAAAAGCUACACUGUGAACUCAAGCCUUACUUCCCAUCAAAGAGCCCAUACAAUAGAGAAAUCAUAUAAAUGCCGAGAGCCAAUCAGGAUCAGAGAAGUAACAGGGACUCUGAAGGGAGCUUCAGGGUGAUCCUCACUCCACAACAAAGAACUCACAAAGGUUUAAGAAGAAAGCAAUAUUCCAAGAUGCAAGUAAUGAGGAGGAAUAAUGACAUACACAAAUGCAAACAAACGCACAGGAGUUUUUAACUGUUUGCAGAAGG
This is a messenger RNA of Rhineura floridana, 2293 nucleotides long. RefSeq names its product zinc finger protein 383-like. Gene Ontology annotation, biological process: regulation of transcription by RNA polymerase II. Bases 244 to 2160 code for a protein of 638 amino acids. Gene Ontology annotation, molecular function: DNA-binding transcription activator activity, RNA polymerase II-specific; RNA polymerase II cis-regulatory region sequence-specific DNA binding. NCBI's taxonomy places the organism in Eukaryota, Metazoa, Chordata, Lepidosauria, Squamata, Rhineuridae. Gene Ontology annotation, cellular component: nucleus. The record is from RefSeq and is a predicted model, not a curated record. The transcript has 7 exons.